Messenger RNA from Leptidea sinapis, 5421 nucleotides. Its product is annotated as thioredoxin. The transcript has 4 exons. The record is from RefSeq and is a predicted model, not a curated record. Gene Ontology annotation, cellular component: mitochondrion. The coding region runs from base 307 to 738 and encodes 143 amino acids. Gene Ontology annotation, biological process: cell redox homeostasis. NCBI's taxonomy places the organism in Eukaryota, Metazoa, Arthropoda, Insecta, Lepidoptera, Pieridae.
GUUACUUGGCUUAUCUCCAUAUUUCUAUGUUGGGUAUCUAUACGUACAAGACAUUAUAUUGGGAAAAUCGCUAUUGUGAUCGCUCUGCUUAUUACCAUUGUUUUGUUAUGUCUUCCUAAAGGAGGAGAAUCAGAGCCGAAUUCAUCCAUUAUUUAUGAUGAAUCAUUUAUUCCUCGUUACACCAUUCUUACAGUAUUGUUAUUAAGCCUAUGUGUUGGUGUUGUUUAUACUUUCAUUCAUGUAUGCUUUACCCCUGUGGAAACCAUAAAGAUAAAAAAGUUUGGUUCAAUAAACUAAUUAGUGAACAUGUGUAGUGCAAUGUGUCAAAGCCUAAGGUCGCCAGUACGUAGAUUGGCUAAUUUGAAAAGGACUAAAUAUAUUUCUACGUCUGUGGUGCACAAUGAAACUAUAUUGGUUAAGAAUAAUGAGGAAUUUGUAAAUAAGGUAAUGAACAGCAGUAAAGCAGUGAUAGUAAACUUUCAUGCUGAAUGGUGUGAGCCAUGCAAGAUCUUGACUCCGAAGCUCAAGGAGCUGAUAGAGCCCAUCAGUGACCUGGACCUUGCUAUUGUUGAUGUGGAAGAGAAUGCUGACCUUGUGCAUACUUUUGAGGUGAAAGCUGUACCAGCUGUUAUAGCCAUAAAGAAUGGUCUCAUUGUAGAUAAAUUUAUCGGUCUGGUUGAUACAGAUAUGAUAAACAACCUCAUAGACAAAAUGUCGAACAAGCAGAAACCUUCAUAAAGUGUCAUACACUUACUCAAAGGACUUGUCUCGUUUUUCUAUGGAGUGUGUUUUUUUUUAAUUUUGCGGUCACUUAACAAAACCAAACUACGAUACCAUAUGAAACAUUAAAUUAAGUAAUCUAAAAUAGCUACUUCAAUAAUUUUAAACAUCUGCGUUUUUGUUAAAUUAAAUAUUAAAGCUGCUACUAUUGUAUUUAAUAUAGAAACAUUACAAAUUAAAAAUAAAUAGAAUUAAUUACUAGCCUUAUUAUUAUUAAACAUGGUAUUUAUGUUAUCUGCCUUCAUCUGUCAACGCCAAAACGUAAGUUUAGCAAAAAGUCCAAAAAAAUUUUUUUUUAUAUUAACUGGCUCCGUCGACUGAAUGUCGACGAUUCGGCCAACGUCAAGGUGGAGAGAUUUCUUAUUUUAAUUUAGCUGAAGGAAGUAUAUAAAGAGCUGAUUUAAAAGGAAAAAUAAAAUAAAAAGGAAAAUAUUUGGAUGUUAGUGAUAUUCAAAUAUUCAAAUGUUUUUUUUUUUUGUGAAAACGCAGGUGUUUGAAUUUGUUUUAAUCAUCAAAUAAGGCUAGAUUUAAAGGCUUUUAUAUAAAAACUUUCAAUUAUAAAAGUUUAAAAAAUAAAAAUACUAAAAGACCACUUACGGACAAGUCUUUUAAACUCACUGUAUGGAGUCCUCUGUUAAAAAGUCUAAAUAACUUGCCAUAUUAAAAUUUUUAUUUUUACAAAUUAUGUUUUUUAGGUACGUAAUAGAUAAUUUUAGCUUGUCUAUGUAAAGUGUAAAUAUAAGCGUGAUAGAUUUUUGACUUACAAAAUUACCCACAGUAUUGCAAUUAAUUCCUCAAAAAUAGUCUAUAUUAGUCAAAUUAAAACGCAAAUUUUUAAUAUUUCACUCAUGAAUAAAUUUAUAUUGCAUAUAAUAUUAAUAUAUUAAAAAAAAUAUACUAUACAUAAAUACAUACCGUGAAAUAAUUAAUACCUGUAAAAUAAUAUAUAUCUGAACCCCCAACCUUGUGAUUUUCGUUAUUUUUUUUAUAAGUCAAUGGUAUAUUUUAUUUAUUUACAGCAUCACAAAGUUUUAAUAUAAAUAUCCGGACGACCGAGCCUUGCUCGGAUUUUUAAGAAUGUACAAAACUUGAACAAAAAAAAACUAAUAGGACUUCUGGAUUCGAACCGGGGUCUUUAAAUAGGUAAUAUUUACUAUUUACUUAACAACGCCAUCUGCUGUUGUGUCGUUAAAGCAACCAAUUGGUUGCUCACAAAAAAUAGUAUUAUUAUUCGCCAAUAGAUGUCAGGAAGAGUCAUAUUUUUCAGUUGAGACUACUCAAACGGCUCCUUUUUGUUAUUUUUCUUCCAAGUUUAUGUUUAAGUUGAUUAUCGAUAAAACACGAAUAAAAUGACAUUUUCUAAAAAUGAUUCCUAGCUAGAUCGAAUUACCGCCCCCGAAACCCCCUAUAUACUAAAUUUUAUGAAAAUCGUUGGAGCUGAUUCCGAGAUUCCAAUUAUAUAUAUAUCAUAUAUAUAUAUGGUUUUCAGAGAACAUUGAAAGCUAGGACGAAUUAUGGACUCAAAUAAGUGCCAGCUUAUCACAGUUAUAAAUCAAAUCAUGACGUGAUUUUCGCACGAAUCCGAAUUUCAAAAUAUACUCUUUAAUUAAUAAUGGAACAAUCACAAUACUAGAAGUUAGGAAGUUCAUUGAGAAUAGCGCCAUCUAUGGGGAAAAUUUGUACUAAUCGAAUAAUUUCUAAUCUUUCAUGAUUUUUUUAUGUGCUGUAUUACGAUUCUUACCUCAUUCUUAACUUUAACAGAUUAAUAAAUAACUGUAAAUAUAAUUAUUAUUAAUACCUGUGUUAUCUACAUAUCUUGGCUUCAGCCUGCCUUCUUAGUGUUUGAUAAGAAAUUCAGAUUUAUAUUUCGUAUUAAGUCCUGAAAUGAGUUAUUAAAAGCCUUUUUUUACAUAUGGAUAUUUAUUUAGGGUUUUAGCAAACAUUUAUUAUCAUUAACAAAUUUAAUGAAGUUGAUUGUAGCAACUAAUUAAAUAAAUAAAUUAAUUAAAUUUUCACGUUCGGAAUGAGUUGAGUUAUCCAAAUGUUUUAAGUUUUCUUUAGUGUUAAUUCCGCCAAUAUUUGUCUUUAAACAAUUCGACACGUGCUUAGCCCCUACACGAAAGUCUCAUGCCAGAGUUUGGCGAGUCAACAUCUCCUGAGGGUGCCUCGUGAAAAAGACAAAUAUUUUCGGAACAAACCCUAAAGAAAACUCAAAACAUUUGGAUAACUAUGGAUUUAUGCAAAGUAACGCCUACUUCAUUAAAUUUUCAUAGGUUGACAUUUUGUACCAAUAGUUUUUCUAACAAAAGUUUUGUAAGUGUACAAAUAUUUUGUAAUUAUUCAGUGAUAGAAUGUAGCUAAUUUAAAUAGAUCGAUUAAUUUGACUUUACAUUUAGUAGAGAACGUUUGAAUUUAGCUAAAGCAUUUUUGAAUAAAUUGAUUUAUUUAAAAUAAAUAAGUUUCAUACUUACCUGUAAUUUAUGUCUAGUAGUUUAUUAUUAUUAUAGAUUUUGCUUAAAAUAUUUUGUGACAAUAAUGUCUAUACGAUUAUUAUAUUAGUAAUUUAAAUAGAACAUAAAAUAACUGAUGUUGAUAUUUUUUUGAUAUUCGAUUGUUCUUUAUUGCGAUUCCUGGUCAUUAUUAUACCUAAUACUUAUAAAACAGUACUUACAUAGUAGCUGAGGAUACAAAUAAAACAUGUAAAGUAUUUAUCUUAUAGUAACACGAUUCGAAUCAUAUUUUAAUCAUAAUAGUAGAUCCACGGACGAGUAAAAAAGAAGGACUCCGCGCCUGGAUAUUAGCAAGUGAAGCAUCGUCAGAAGGUUGUCGCCCUUCGUAGCCAUGGCAACGUGGUAGUUUAUUCCACCCACGUCGUUGUGUCACCUUCGUAGCUCCUCAGAGCGCCUUUUGGGGAGAAUAUAUUGCUCAGGGGGUCUAAAUUACUUUGGAAGUGUCGCUUGUUUUAUUCUUGAGACUUCCAUUCUUCGUCUUGAUAUUGAAGUAUUCUGGAACGCACUUCUAUCGUUGUAUUUUUAUAAAUUUUACAAUAUACCCUGUAGUUAAUAAUAGUAAUGAUAAUAUAUUAAUUUUACGCCCUUUCUAAUAGAAUCACUUAGUAGGUCAUAGAAUAAUUAAUGAUAACAGUAUAAAAUCACGGACGAGUAAAAAAAGGACUCCGCGCCGUGAUAUAGUGUGUGUGCGGUUACGGGGGAUACUAGUUACACAAUUAUUUCUCCCUUAAAUAAUCAUAUAUAUUAUAUAUAUAUUAUAUAUAUAUAUAGCCACAAAUACUUAUACAGUAUCGUUUUUACACAUUUUCACAACGCACGACGGCAGUUUUAAAAUAUUUUAUUGAGACGCAAACUGAUCUGUCACAGACGAUGACAAUUCUCAUAAUGGCCGCCUAUCGGCCUGUAGUAGUGUAAGUGUGUGCGUGGGGCUAUGUAUUUACACGUUAAUCGGCUUCUUUUGGUGCUAUACUGUUGUGUAAGGUGACACGGAGUCCUUAUUUUUUUACUAGUCCGUGAGUAGAUCUUUGGUAAUAAAAUAUAGAACUACAGAUUUUUGAAUUAUUGAGUGUUGUGAUUUUGAAGUGUAAAACUAUUUUUAACCUCUGAGCUUAGUAACUUGUAGAGUAGACCAAACUUAACUUUGUGUAACGGCGGGUCCACUGUGGAUGUGUAUAUACCUCCUGUAGUGAUAGAGCUUUAUUUAUGUACGCGCAGGUGCCCUGAUGUGUAUUCCAGACUAAAGUUUAUGGAACUAUAAAAUUUGGUGUUAAAUGAAUCUAUACUGGAAAUAUUUUCACUAUGCCAAUUUACGUGCAGUUAGCUCAGUACAGAAUUAAAAAAUAAUAUAUAUUCCAAUUACUACUCGAUUACAAUAUUUUUGGACCUGACGUCCUUUGGUACGGUGUGCAAAACAAGCAUCACUAGGAUAUUAUUACGAAUAAAUAAAUAAAAACAUUUAUUUUGUCAGUAUUAUAGAUUGAUGUAAAGGAUGUGUUGUGAUGCCAAUUAUUUUUAUUAAUAUUAUAAUGAUGAAAAUAUUUAUGAAAGAAUUCUUUUUAUUUUUCUGCUAAAACUAUUAUAGCGACACAGAACAAUAGAAACUACAGAACUAUUAACAACAAAAGUCAAAACGUAACAAUGAAGACUUCAAAAACAAAGCACGAAAAUAUCACGACAUGUACCUAACGAUAGUUAAACUGCAAACCGUACUGAGGCUACAGGACGAGCGAGGGGGUAAAAGGGGAAGGAGGGGCCUUCACGAGGUCCAGAGAUAAAGUAGCUGUGUAGUACUAGGAAUUUGCGAAAAACCCUUUUGCCUUUCUAAAAUAAACGCGUCUUUUUGAAAAUUGAAAACUCGAAUUCAAUGAGUAAUCAAGAUUGUUACACACGCCAAAUUUCCACGAUUCUUUAGCGGUUUGUAAAUUAUAUUUUGAAAUAUAAUCUUUAUGUUAUAUUUCUGAUUACUUUAGUCUGGGAUUUGCUCGGUAUGAAGCUAAUGCUUAGAUUAAAGUUACCUAAAUGUAAAUGUAGGUACAUAACCCGACAUACGUCCAACUUCUGUUAUCCUGGUGUUUUAGUGAUUUAUGUGUUAGUUUUAAGCGUUUCACAAAUAUAAAUAUAUUUUCUUGCA